AGAGCCUGCUACUACUCUCUGCCUUGGGGGUUUUGGUCAAGGGGCGCGUACGAGUUUUCGCGAGCAAGUGUAAAUAGGAAGCGAGUUGAAUAAGAAAAAAAAAAUCAAACAACGGAACGAAACAAAAUUGCAAGUGAUUGCCAAUUUUUAUUUUUGCAUACCGUUUGCAGAAGAAGUGAGUGUGUAAACAAGGAAAACGCGAAAAAUAUCGGCAAGUGAAAAAAAAUUCUUCAAAUUUUGCCGAAAGUGAUUGAUCUUUUUUUUUCGGGUGAUUUCAAGAAUCGUUUCUUGUUCCGGAACGUAAUUGGUCAAGAGAAAACGGAUCCAAUCAGCAUCGAUAGACGACGGAGUUGCAGCAGAAGCCGAAGCAGAAGCAAAAGGAGAGGAAGAAAAGUGAAGGAAAAAAUAAAUUGCAAGGUCGUUCAAAUUUCCUAGUUAUUCGAUCGCUGUGUGUGCGUGCGUGUGUGUGUCUGUGUCUGUGCGUGGCGAUCCAACUCACCUAAUUAGAAUAUACAACCCAUGUAUGCACGCACCAUAUGAGUGCUGCUGGCUGGUGUCGAGAAUAAAGUCCAAUGAAGAUGAGGGUUUUGGUGUUAUUAUUGGUUAACAUAUUUUGCCUGGCAAAGUUUGUCAAAUCCUAUGGCGUUACGGAGCACCGCGUUGACUACAUCAAAACUGCAGAUGGUCAUGAAUACGAUUAUCAUUACCACGACGGUUCAGCGCCACGAUUUGAAAAAACCAAAUUUCAUCACCUGCAGCCGCUGCAGCAGCAACAUCAACAUCAACAGCAGCAGCAGCAGCUUCAGCGUAAUCACAAUCUCAACCAACAUCAGCAGCCACUGAUAAGUAAGCGGCCUUACAAGCAACCCUUCAAACAGCCCUACUUCAACAAGUACUUUGCCACGGAGGUCCACGAGCAGACCCAUCCGAACAAUGAAUUCCAGGCCGCACCAUCCAGCUACUCCAACAGUGCUUUCAAACAGCAGAAUUCGAUUCCGAUCUUCGAAAGUCACGAAAAAGUCCGACACUCGUACGUGGACAAUGAGGAUGACGACGACGACGACAACAAACACAAUAGCAGUAGUGACUAUGACGAAGAGCGCCACGCCAAACGCCGACCUGCCAUACCAACGUCCACGCUGACCAAGACUAAACCCAUUUUCGGAACUUUCAGUCCCAUACAAAGACUUCAGCCGGUCAAUGGACACCGCGCUCACAAAUACAAUAGCUACGAGUCAUCAUCCGAAUCGGAUGAAACUCCGGUGAGGCCAUCUACUGGCUCUAGUCACUCGUCUCCCCAAUUCCACUUUCUGGCGAACGGUAGCAGCCCACUGAACGUCCCCGGUUUCCACUUCAUUUCCGGUGGAUAUUCGUACUUCAGUUCACAUCCCUCAUCGAGUAAGCAAAGGCCGCAACCUGCUCUGGUUGAGAAACCAUACGCUGACGAUUUGAUUACUACUACAACACGCCGACCGUACGUCGCACCAACGCUGACCACUUCGACACCAGCCUCCAAGCUCUACAUCCAACCGAGACCGACCAAAUCGUCACACCAGCGACGACCCUACAUUGCACCUGCCCUAACCACGACCAAACGACCUUAUGUUGCUCCGUCCGUUCUGCAGUCCACGAGUAAGAUAACGGACCCCAGCUUUCUAGCUCUCGGACAGCAACCUGCCAUCGUGAACGGAGCCAGCCGAUUCCGGUACACGCAGCCGAACAGCAAGACGACGACGACGACCAACUCCAACGCCAAGAAGUCGGAAAAGCAGAGUGAACUCUACGAGCCGGAGUUCGACAUUGACAUCCGAAUCGACUUGUCCAGCGAUUCGGUGCACUAGAGAUCCCAAUCGAUGUAUGCUAUUUUGCACCUAACCUUAACUUUAUUCUUCUUUCUUUCUUUUUUUCUUCUUUUAGCCAAUAGAGAAUAUUAAUUUUUAAUUUAAAUCGAAUUGUGCCGACUAAUAAACGUAGAGGAAAACUGUGAA
Messenger RNA from Ochlerotatus camptorhynchus, 1988 nucleotides. RefSeq lists its product as uncharacterized. Bases 573 to 1841 code for a protein of 422 amino acids. The record is from RefSeq and is a predicted model, not a curated record. The transcript has 3 exons. Lineage: Eukaryota; Metazoa; Arthropoda; Insecta; Diptera; Culicidae.